Molecule: messenger RNA, 5808 nt
Organism: Peronospora farinosa
Lineage: Eukaryota; Oomycota; Peronosporomycetes; Peronosporales; Peronosporaceae
Source: the annotation of a GenBank genome assembly
AUGACGGACAGCACGACACCGCGCUUGCGCCUCGUGGUCGUGGGUGCAACAGACGUCGGCAGAGAAAAAAGCAACGACAAAACAUUUGAUUCUUACUGUCAGACACAAUGUGGUGACGUAAUCCUUCGAACGGUCGCGAAACCCCAGACAAAGUCACCUGAAUGGCUACAAACGUUUACAUUUGGUAUAAAAAAGCCAUUAGGUGAUUGCGUCAGCUUUCGAAUCUAUGGGUUGAAGGAAUGCGGGAGAGACGUCUUAUUGGGUAGUACCGUAUUGUUACUUAACAAGUUAAUACCCAAACAGCAGACGGUGCAUAAACUGCCGUUAUUGGGUGCAGACGGGACAAACUGUGGAGAGCUUCUGGUUGAAGCCAUUUAUGAACCAAUGUUUAUACAAACACAAGAUACACCAGUGGCCAGUACCAAGUCAGCAACAGUUAUAAGUUUAUCAGCUCCAAUGACGGAAGAAACCGAGUGUCUAUUGCGUCCAAAUUUCUAUGUCGUGACGGUUUUAGAGGCAACAGGAUUGCUUGCUUGUGAUGGAUCAGGUAUUGAAGCUACUAGUGAUCCAUACGUACGCUUGAUAUGCACAAAGAACCAGUCACAGCGGACGAAAACACAGCAGCAGACACUUUGUCCGUCAUGGCGACAGAAAUUUUACUUUGUGAUUGUUCCAGGCGAAAAGCACGUGUUGGAACUUAUUGUGGAAGACAGUGAUCUACUCACAAGUGACUUUAUGGGACGCUGUGUCAUUGACUUGGAUGAAUUUGCCAAUCUUUUUCAAGGAGAAAAGCAGGUGUUCUGGUUAGCCUUGGAACAACAACCUGAGGCCAAGGACAAAAACGUAUCAAGUGAUUUGGGUCCACAGCGUACAAUGAACUAUGGAAAAGGCAAGAUUUGUGUUGCUAUUGAGCUGCAGUAUCUUGAUCGGGAUAUCAGCAGUUUGGAGCAAGGUGAAAGUGAUAACGUCACAGAAGUUCCAAGUGGCCGUGGUCUGCGACGUUCAGGAAGUUGUGAUGAUCUUGAAGAUGAUGGAGGAAACGAUGAAAAUCAUGCAGAAGAUACGAACGAAGGAGAUAAUGACGGUAGAGAUGAUGAUCAUGUCGAUGCUAGACGGGAAGAAGCUGAAGCUCAACGGAAGCAACGGGAAGAGGAACGUCAAAAGAUGUUGACCGAGCUGUCUAAUGUGCAGUUUCAAUCCGGUGAUUACCAGAUCCGAGCACGCGUUAUUGAAGUGCGUGACUUGCAGCCGAUGGAUGCCAAUGGCGUCUGCGAUCCAGUCAUUUCGGUUGAGUGUCUUGGACAGCGACAGCAUACAGUAGUGAAGCAGAAACAGCUUUCGUGUGUGUUUGACGAGUACCUGUACUUCAAUUUUAGGAACUUAGACAAAGAAACUGUCCAGCAAGGAAGCAUCAAGAUAUCGGUGUUUGACGCCGAUGGUCCAGGCUUGUCAGCGAACCGAUCGUCUAUCGCUCGCGCAUUCGAUGACCUCAUUGGAUUCUUUUCUGUGGACAUUCCUUACGUGUACUACCAGCCAGACCAUGAGAUGAAGCGAAAAUGGGUAGCUCUCAUCGGCAGCGGGACAACCAACAGUGAUUGUAUCCAAGGCUACGUUCUAUUGUCUCUUGUUGUGUUGGGACCUGGUGAUAAAAUGAAGUUGUAUGAUCCUUCAGACGACACAGACCCAGCGGAACACUUAGUGAAGUCGAAGGCUGAUAUCAACUCGAUGGUGUUGGUUCCUCCACGCGUGACACAGAAACUGAAUUUCUUGGUGGUUACGAUUUAUCGCGUUGAAGAACUGCCCGACAUGGACUACAGCAUGAUGAUGCAGGGAGGCAUUGAUGGAUACGUCCGAGCGUACUUUGCCGGUCAAGAUGUGCUGGAGACGAAGAAGGUGACCGUGAAAGGAAGUGGAAAUCUUGCAGUGGUAUUCAAUCAGGAGCUAUGGUUCCCGGUGCUCUUGCCAACUAUGAGCGAUAAAAUUUUCCUGUCAGUGUGGGACUGGGACUUGACCACUGCAGAUGAGCUUGUCGCCAAUAUUUUACAACCGUUUUCCUUCAAACAGGUACAACGCUAUCCCAAGCAGUUUAAAUAUCUUUGGGCAAACUUGUACGGCCCUCCAGUGGGAUACAGCACCAGCUCCAGCCCGCUUCAGUUGAUGCAAAACCACCCUGCAUAUGCCAGUACGUAUCGUGGACGUAUUUUGCUUUCGCUGCGCGUCGAAGAUGGAUUACAAUCAACGAAUGACGAUGCUCACGUUCGAAACCUGCUAACGAAUACGGCUAUCUUGCCGAGGAUGAAGAGAUACACGUUGCGUGCUGCGCUAUUUUACGGGACGGAGAUUCCUGCUUUUAAAAGUAACACCAACUGGAACCGAAAUACGCGGAUGUCGCUGAAGAUUUCAGUGGGUCGUCAUAGUGUAGAGAGCUCACGGGCACACAAUGUGUCCGGCAUUUGCCACUUUAACCAGUAUCUUGACAUUGUUGACGUGGAGCUUCCAGCGGACCUUGACCAAGUCCCCGACGUGUUUGUGCAUCUUAUGCGUCCGACAAUGAAUGAGUCACGCUGUAUCUGUUUUGCUCGCUUCAAAGCUCAAGAGUUAUUCUGUCAAGACCCUGAAGCACACAAGACCAUUGCACCACCUCAGUGGGUUGUGCUUAAUAAAGACAAGGUGCUGGAUGAGCUGGAGGACCAUGACUUUACUGGUAACAUCUUGAUGAAUCUCCGCCUUGACGAUGCUACUCAGAAAGAACGCAAGGAAGAGGAAGUUGCGCAGCAAUGGCGACAAUAUGCGAGCACAACGGUGCAGUACAUGAAAUAUGUGCUCUUUGUUCAUAUUUUCCAAGGAAAAUGCUUACCAGCAACCGACUUUGAUGGUUUGUUGGACCCGUACGUCAAGGUUGUCUGUGUUGGUUCUGAAGGCCAAGUGAGCACACGUAUGUCAACUCGAGAUCCUUGCUUCUAUGAGACAGUCGUGUUGGAUGUCGAGCUGCCUCAGAACGAGAUAUUUCUGCCCAAGGUAUCGCUACAAGUCUAUGAUUGGGAUCGUUACGACGCGGACGAUUACGUAGGAGGUGUGAAGUUCAGUUUGGCAGAAUUUCCUCAAAUGUCUUCAUCAGACUAUUCCAAGUCUCGCGCUAGUGGUGAAUACUCGGCUCCUCGUCCAAAGUGGUUCCCUAUAUGCUACGAAAAGCCUGGUGAUACCCAAGGCGAAUUGCUUCUGUCAUUUGACCUCGUAAAAAAGGAUACACCGGGAGUCAUCGUCGAACCUCCUGAGUCAAUCCGCCCACCUGCCGAAGAGGCUUUCGUAGAGAUCAUGUGCCUGGGAUGCCGUGGUCUACAGCCAACUGGGUUCAUGCCCAUUAACACCCCAUUUGCGAAGUUCGAAAUCGGUGAAAUCACUAGAACGAACCAGCCCAAAUUCACGAAUCCGUCUUCCAAACCGAGCAGUCGCAACCCGAACUUCUUGCAAAGAAUUGUGGUGCCAGUAAAAAUGCCUCUCGAUUCGCUUUUUGCGCCGCGCCUUAAUAUAACGGUGUACGAUCAGCUUCUUGGGGGGUUUUACAAGCCCGUGAUCGGUGUUUGCUCGGUGAACUUGAGCAAGAAAAUGCCGCUUUCGAACGGAAAACCGAAUGAAGCGUACAUUCAGGAGUGUAACAAAGGCGUCAACCAUGGAAGCAAUCCGUUUGUCGAUUAUGGUGACGACCUAUCAACUUUUCCAGGCACAGUCCCCUCCGAAGUCCUAAAAGCUCGAUCGUCAAGCGUGCUAGUACCAGAUAAUAAACGACACAAGCUUCACAAAGCAGGCGUCUGCUCGUCCGGUAGCUUUGGUAUUUACGACGACGACGAACUUCCAUGCUACAUGCAUCAGCGUGAUAUUGUUGAUGGUGAGUUGGAAGACACACUUCAGUCUCCAUUCGAGACCUUCACACUUUUCCGGGGUUCCAUGCCAUCACAUGACGGAUGUGAUUCAGCACACUCUGCCGAUACCUAUCGUCCAGUUGGGAAGUUUAAAGGUAUUGUGCGUGUUCUGAAGUCACGUGAUGAGCCGCCUCUUUUCGAUCUGGAUCAAUUUCUCAACCCGCAGCCAUAUCUUGUUCGCGUGUACGUGUUGGACGCAUUGAACUUGCAUCCAAAGGACGUGAACAACAGGUGCGAUCCUUACUUACGGGUGAGUCUCGGAGACGGUAGACGUCGCGAUCAGAUGUUUGACGACCGCGACAAAUACCAGUCAGAGACUCUGACACCAAAGUUUCACCAGAUGUACGAAUUCAAGGCAGACUUACCAGGAGCGUCCGAGUUGAAAUUGGAAGUGCUAGAUUAUGACUUUUUUGCAAUCCCAAUGGUUCCUACCGGUUUAAGCAAGGCGCUGAGCACUGCAGUUGGAAGUACCGUAGAUGGCGAUGAUUUUGUUGGCGCAACACUCAUCGAUUUGGAGGACCGGUGGUUCGAUGCCAAGUGGCAGGAGCUUGGUGGUUCAAUGGAUCGAACUGAGCGCCGCAAGCCGUUGGAGGUUCGUCCUUUGUUUGCACCUUCUAGCACCCUUCCUCAAGGCAGCCUUCGUCUCUGGGUCGAUAUCUUAACGGGAGCUGAGAUGAAUGUAGUGAAGCCGCUAGACAUUUCGCUGCCACCUCCGCAGAUGUUCGAAGUGCGCGUUAUUGUUUACAAGGCAAAGAAUGUGACGGCCGGGGAUUUCUCGGAUCUGAGCGACUUGUUUGUGAAAUGCUGGUUUCAGAAUCGUGACGAUAGAUCACAGAGCACCGACACACACUGGCGAGCCAGGCACGGGCGUGCAUCGUUCAAUUGGCGCAUGAAAUUUGAUGUGAAGUUGCCACUGGACCCAGAGAAGGAAGCUGAUCGUGGUUGCCUUCACUUGCAGAUGUGGGAUCGCGACAUCGUCUACGAUGACUGUCUUGCUGAUGCCGUGGUGGACCUUACGUCGUUCCUUAAGGAGGCCUUCAAAACGAAGCAGGCAGUUAACGUAUUUGCAAAACCAAAGCCCAUUCGUAUUCGCGGAGAUGAGAGCAUGCCGUACGAAAGCACCUCGCGUCGAUUGGGAUACUCUGCUACCGAAGAUGCUACUACUGUAGCCCAUUUGCAAUCACCUCGGUCCAAUGAAGUUGUCAUCUCUGUUUCAAAUGAAGACGGAACGGAUCCGGACAAGAUGCCUUUGCUUUCUGGAAACCAUACAACUGAUGACGACGACGAUGAUAUCGAAGAGAAUGAUGUGGAUAUUGACAUGGAGAAUGCCGAAUCGCUCGUGAAAUCAUUCAUGCAUCGUCUUGGCAUGGGAGAUGAUCCGGAAGAUGCGAGUUGGCUUACUAUGACAACCCGUGACUCCAUCACAGGUGACCGUGUUCGUGCUGGUGAGCUACUGGUGUCAGUAGAAAUUCUACCGAAACAUGUCGCGGAGAUGCAGGCGGCUGGAUUGGGACGAGGAGAGCCCAACAAUUUUCCAUUCUUACCAGAGCCUGCCGAUCGACUCCAUCUCUCAGCAGUGUGGAAUCCUUGCUAUGUGUUGGAGGCACUGAUGGGACCCAAGUAUUACCGUGCUUUUGCCUCGUUCUUUCUUGGUACGAUGUCCGUCCUGCUCGUGUUGUUUACUGGACCUCUUAUCAACGUGCUCUUGACACUUUUUGAGCUCGUGCCGCAGCCAUUUGGACUCAUUUUCUUCUUCGUGGUGCUGAUACUGCUCCUGAUUCUUCUCAUGUAUCUGAUCUAUCGUUGUCGCCGAGCACUCGUCCGAUUUUCAAGUCGAGAAGACUCUACGUCAAGGACCAAGAGUCGAAAGCGAAGAGCUCGUCGCUAG